Colletotrichum spaethianum is the source of this 714-nucleotide messenger RNA. RefSeq names its product centrin-4. Bases 1 to 714 code for a protein of 237 amino acids. Lineage: Eukaryota; Fungi; Ascomycota; Sordariomycetes; Glomerellales; Glomerellaceae. The record is from RefSeq and is a predicted model, not a curated record. The transcript has 2 exons.
AUGGCCGAGACCAGCGGUCAGAAAGCCUCCCAGCGCGGACCUCGGAGUCGUCGUGUUGUUAGCGUUGUCGGCACCGCGCUGCGGCGAGACAGUAUCCCCGCGAAGCGCAGAGCGCCCCCUCCGGCCGCCGCGCCCCCGGACGUCCCGCGCCCGCGCGCCUCGAAGCUCGCCAAGGAGCACAACAUCUCGGCCCACGAGGAGCGCGAGAUCCGCGAGGCCUUUUCCCUCUUCGCCGAGCCCAUGAAGGGGUACUCCAAGGAAGGCGUCAUCCCGACGGCGGACGUGCGGUCGUGCCUCGUCGCGCUGGGCAUCCCGCCCGCGUCGCGCCAGGAGCAGGCCGAGUUCGUCGAGAUCCUCGACCCCGAGGGCGAAGGGUUCGUCGCGUACGAGCCCUUCUUCGCCAUCUGUGCGCUCAAGUACCAUCAGAGAGAACAGGGCGGCGCCGGCGCCCGCGACGAGAGGCGGCGCGAGGUCGACGAGGCCUUUGGGCUGUUCACCGGCGCCGGGGGCGGUGGCGGCGCCGCCGCCGCGGGCCCAAGGGACGUCAUCACGAUGGCCGACCUGAAGAGGGUCGCGGGCGUGCUGAGGGAGGACGUCAAGGACGAGGUGCUGCGGGACAUGAUCCUCGAGGCCAAUGGCGGCGCCGGGGUCGGCAAGGGGGUUAGGAAGGACGAGUUUGAGGAGGUUAUGCGCCGCGCCGGGGUCUGGCGGUGA